AUGACGGUGCGGGGCACCUGGCCAGGAGCCCCAACGGUGCGCAUAGAAGCUUUGGAGGCAACCGACAAAGUAGGAAGCACCGGCCCGUACCAAACUACAGAAUUUGCAAGAAAGCUGUGGUUGGAAAAUGAAAAUUUGGCAGACGACCGCUUCGAACGUGAAGGAGGAGACGAGGACGUCGGAAUUCUUGUUGGAAUGGACGAAAUGUUCAACAUCAUGUUCAACGAGCCAGCAAUUACAAGCCCGUGCGGACUCAGAGCCUACAGUUCGAAACUUGGAAAGGUCAUCGGCGGUCCAUCCCAAGAAACAACAUCGAAGCAAAGUCAAUCAAUUGUCAGUCAACUACUAAUCAAUUCAUAUUGCUCUCUACCACAGAUCACCUCACAGCCAUCAGAAAUUUUUAACAGCAUCCAAUCCAACAAGUCGGAAAGCAGGGAGACAGGAAAUUCCAGUCUCCUUCCACUACCAGAAAAUUCUGAACAAAUCUGCUUUUUCGACUCAACAAAAGAAAGUAAAAGGUUUGAAAUGGAGAAGUUAAAUUUUGAUAUGUCGUUAUUUUGGCGUCUAGAAAAUUUCGCGAACUUAAACGACUGCGUUGCUGUGGAGAAGGACGAUCCAUUCCGCUCCUUCUGCAAAGAAAUCACGCGAUUUGAAGACGGCAGAUAUUGCACGCCAAUACCAUGGACGACUGACAGAUGGAGACUGGAAAUCAACCACCAGAUGGCAGCAGUAAGACUGAGAAGCAUGCUGCACAAGUUCCGAAAAUCUCCAGUCGACUUGUCCAACUACACAAAAGAAAUCGAACAACUCAUAGCAAACGGAUUUGUAGAAGAGGCUGAUUUCAAUUACGAUGGCCUCCACACUUAUCUACCGCAUCAUCUAGUCUACCGAACAGACAAGGCCACCACAAAAAUCCGACCAGUUUUCGACGGCGCCGCAAGAUGCAAAUAUGGACCGAGCCUCAACGAUGUUCUGGAGACCGGACCAAAUCUUAAUCCUGAUCUCCUCUCGGUCUUAAUGCGCUUCCGGAUGAACCGGAUCGCCUGGAUUGCGGAUAUCGAAAAGGCCUUUCUCAACAUCGCGCUGCAGCCCGAAGACGCUGAAGCUGUCAGAUUUUUAUGGCCAAGAAAACCGGAAGAACCCAACUCCGAUUUCAUCGCGUACAAAUGGAAAAGAGUUCCAUUUGGGCUAAGCUCAAGUCCAUUCCUUUUAAGAGUCACUAUUAACAAACAUUUGCUCUCAGUCAAAUCUAGAUUUUCUACGACAGUCGAGCAGAUAGAAGAGCAGCUUUACGUAGACGACUACCUCGGAGGAGCAGACAACGUGCCAACAGCCAUAACUACGGUAGAAGAAACCGUCACGUUAUUCUCAGAGGCCCAACUCAACAUGAGGAGCUGGGCAACAAACAACAAGCAGCUCCGUGACUUUCUCACCGAAAAAGAAAUGUCGAACCAGAUUGUCGGAAUUCUUAUACCCACAAUAGACGGCCAGCAAAAGGCACUGGGUCUUAGAUGGGACACGAGCUCCGAUUCAUUUAAAUUUGACCCUACAUCUAUAAUGGAAGCAGCCGUGCAGAUAGGAGAAAAAAUCACCAAAAGAAAAAUUCUGAGCAUAUCAGCAAGGAUAUUCGACCCAAUUGGUUUCCUAGCUCCUACAGCCUUACUUUUAAAAAUAAUUUAUCAAAAACUUUGGGAAGGAGACAUAGGUUGGGACGAUGACGCCCCACCCGAAGUGAAGAACACCUGGAGCAGCAUCAUGAAAGGCCUGAAGGAUCUACAUCAUUUGGAGAUCCCACGAUGGAUUGGAUAUUCAAAAACUUCCAUCGUCUCCGCAGAAAUUCACGUGUUCGGCGAUGCAUCAGAAGCAGCCUAUGGAGCAGUAGCCUACGCACGGCUCCGACUGGAGAACGGAAUUCCUUACACCAUCCUCCUUGCAAGCAAAACCAGAGUGGCACCUAUCCCAAAAAAGAAAGUAACGUUACCCAGACUCGAACUACUAAGCUCUUUGUUAGCAAUUCGUUUAGGAGAUAAAAUCCGAACCUCCCUUCACACCGAGUCAUGGAAAACGACUUACUGGACAGACUCCCUCGUCACACUUGGAUGGAUACGAGGAGAUCCUUAUCGUUGGAGACCAUUCGUGCGAAACCAGGUGGAAACCAUCAGAAAAUUUUCCAACGCGGAUUGGUGGAGACAAUGCCCCGGAUUGGAGAAUCCAGCCGAUCUCGCUUCGCGGGGAGCGCCAGCGCAUGCGCUGGUGGAAUCGAAACUUUGGUGGCACGGACCAGCCUGGCUGACAGAAGGAGAAAGCGAAUGGCCGAAUUCUCCAGAAAACCACUCCACCGAAACUCAAGAGAAAAUCGAGGAAGAGGAGACAAAGAAAACGGCAACUGUCUCCUUUGUUGCAGUCGAAACAGCCCAGCCGAUUGAAUGGUACCUCGACAAAACCUCUACAUGGACAAAACUACUUUUCAGAACAGCCUGUGUCCUCAGAGCACUCAACCGUAUGAAGAAACGAACGCGCGACCCAGGACUUGAACUAAAAGAAGUCAUUACAGUCGCCGGAAAAGAAAUAACGAUCGACAAGAUAGUCACCGAAGAGCUGAAUGAAGCGGAGCUAGCCAUCUGCAUACAGCUCCAAAUAGAACGCUAUCCCAAAGCUUUUCGGACACUCCAGCUCGGACUGCAGAUUCACCCAAAGGAGAAAAUCGCAUCGCUCCGACCGGUCUGGGACAAUCGAGAUCGACUCAUCCGAGUCAUUGGAAGAGUGGCCCUCGCCCUCAGGGAUCGAGACAUUCAACCACCGAUCCUUCUCCCAGCAAACCAUCCUGUUGUAAAAAUGAGUAAAGACGACACUGUCAGAACUGAAAGAAAAAUAUUGGAUCGUGAAAGGACGCCAACAAGUGAGAAACGUUUGGUCGUGAAGUGCCAGAAGCUGACUUCACCUCCUUUCCGACAAAUAGCAGCGCCGCUACCAGCCAACCGACUCCGCGAUGCCAGGGCAUUCGAAAUAACCGGAACCGAUUUCGCUGGCCCGCUGUACUACAAAAACGCGACUCCGAAAAGGAAAUCCAAGUCGGCGCCAUCCGUCGAACAAGUCUUUCCAGAACCUCCACCAGAAGAAGAGAACCCGGAUGCAGCGGAGCUUCCCACCGAAGAAGCUCCCGAAGAAGAAGACGAUGGCGACCAACCGGAUCCGACACAACAAGUCAACAAAAAGCAACCCAAAAGUUACAUGUGCAUCUUUACUUGUGCCGUGACGAGAGCGAUUCAUCUGGAGUUAACCAAGGACAUGACGGCUCGCUCCUUUCUGUUAGCUUUCCGUCGAUUCUCCGCCAGAAGAGGCCCAGUGAGUGGACGAUCCGCUCCCGAUCACUCCGAAUCAGUUUCUCAACAAUCGUCGUUCAACUUGUGCUACGCCGGAGCCAGCAGUCAACCUAUUGGAUCCCGAUUCAACAAGUGA
Molecule: messenger RNA, 3459 nt
Organism: Daphnia magna
Lineage: Eukaryota; Metazoa; Arthropoda; Branchiopoda; Diplostraca; Daphniidae
Exons: 3
Coding region: 1-3459 (1152 amino acids)
Molecular function (GO): nucleic acid binding
Source: RefSeq, a predicted model, not a curated record